GUCACUCGCAGUCCCCGCCGGUCAGGGCGUGUUUGGAUCUAUAGCUUUGCGGGACCAGAACCGGGUGGAGCGUACUUUUCUACCGCCUUUUGAGGACUAAUGAUCAAAACUUUAGUCGACCAUGGAUUUCAACGCUUUAUUUAACGAAAACAUGUUUCAGUUUUCGGACUUCCAAGAGUUUACGUUUCUUCCUGGACAUGAAAGACUGACUGAAAGAGUCAGGAAGAGACUGUAUUAUGGUCUGGACAAAGAUGUUUCUCUAGAUGCCCUGUCUGGACCCGUCACAGAUAUUGCCGUUGAAAUCUUCCAGAAGUCCGCCCCGAGCCCGAUUCGAAAGCUCCAGAAGAAAUAUGCUGCUCAUGUUGCCAGGGAGGCCUGCAUCUCGCCCUGUGCCAUGAUGCUGGCUUUGGUUUACAUCGAAAGGCUCCGACAUCGAAACCCUGAAUACCUGCAGAAGAUCUCCUCCUCUGACCUGUUCUUGAUCUCUAUGAUGGUUGCCAGCAAAUACCUGUACGAUGAAGGAGAGGAAGAGGAGGUCUUCAAUGACGAAUGGGGAGCAGCUGGCAAGCUGGACGUUGAGACCAUCAAUAACCUGGAGAUGAAUUUCCUGAAGGCCAUUGAGUGGAGCCUCUUCACCGAACCGAAAGACUUCUUUGACGUGUUGAGUCAGCUGGAGAGCAGCGUUGCGCAGCGGCAGGGACUGCGGCGCGGCUGGUUCACCUACACAGACCUGUGUGUUCUGCUGGAGCAGACGGUGUGGAGUCAGACCCUCACGGCCAUCUAUCAGCAAUUCACAAAGAUGUCCUGCAUGCUCGGCCUGGUGUAUCUAACGAGCGUGGCGACUCUCAUGGCCACCAGUGCCGUGCUGCACCAGCUCAACCUCUCCAGAAGUCACCAGCCGCCGCUUCCUCUGCCGGACGAGAUCAGCUUGCUCCCGCCUCCCACCGUUCACCCGAAGAGCCCGUCUCAGCGUCCGCCCUGCUGCCUUUUAGCCAACAAGAGUCUGAACCGUCGGUCCGGCGCCCUUGGGGAACUUGGCGCUUCGUCGGAGGACGAGCAGACUUCGGUGGUGCGUCUGUGGCGUGGACUUCCUGAGACGGAGCGCUGGCAGUCCUGCUCCGGGCUUCUCUCCGGUUUCGGGUUUCAGAACAGUUCCGUUCUGCUUCCUCACGGCCCUUUCAACGACCCGACGCGGCUGCUCCCUCCACAGGCCCGUCUGGACUCUCGGUUGGGGGGGUUUCCGUCAGCACCGCUGCACCCGGGCUUCCCAGACUGCGAGUCGUCCGUUAGCAAAGUCCAGGCUCUGCUCAUGCCCGCAUAGGAGCGUCGGAACCGGUUCAAACUCCAUCCGGCGAUUGAAACGGCACACAUGGACUCACCAGCUCUGGGUUUCAGUUUCGGUUGUGACCCACAAAGCUGCUCUAGAAUCGACCCGUUUCUGCUUCUCGUACGAAAGACGUCCCUUUGGGUAAAAGUCGGAGGGAGUUGCGCUGCUUUUUAAGUUGGUUUGUGGGUGAGUUUUGGGUCGUCCGGACCCCUGAAGGGGUUCUCUGCAUCCUGCGUUUUCACAGGUCUGUCUGCACUGAUCGACGCUCCUCAGACUCUGUCCUCGGAGACGUUUAGCUUCACGCCAUUUGGUUUCAGUUUCUGACUCUUUCAGCGUUUUUGGGUUGUUGUUUUGUUUUGGUCUGAUGGUUUGGAAUUUGCACAGUUCUACUCGCCUUCAUCUUCACCUCCAGGGGGCGCCAAAAAGGGGGGCUGUUUUAGAACAUUUUAUCUUCAUCACGAUGACACUUUUAGAGCACAGAGCUUUGAUUUUGUACACGGUGUAAAAACAGCAGUGUUUGUAAAAAAAUAAAAGCCUUUCGUUCAUCA
Oryzias latipes (Japanese medaka) is the source of this 1875-nucleotide messenger RNA. RefSeq names its product cyclin Pas1/PHO80 domain containing 1 (gene cnppd1). Gene Ontology annotation, biological process: regulation of cyclin-dependent protein serine/threonine kinase activity. NCBI's taxonomy places the organism in Eukaryota, Metazoa, Chordata, Actinopteri, Beloniformes, Adrianichthyidae. Gene Ontology annotation, molecular function: protein kinase binding; cyclin-dependent protein serine/threonine kinase regulator activity. The record is from RefSeq and is a predicted model, not a curated record. Gene Ontology annotation, cellular component: cyclin-dependent protein kinase holoenzyme complex; nucleus.